Messenger RNA from Magnolia sinica, 1668 nucleotides. RefSeq lists its product as uncharacterized. The record is from RefSeq and is a predicted model, not a curated record. Gene Ontology annotation, molecular function: transmembrane transporter activity. NCBI's taxonomy places the organism in Eukaryota, Viridiplantae, Streptophyta, Magnoliopsida, Magnoliales, Magnoliaceae. Gene Ontology annotation, biological process: transport. Bases 106 to 1236 code for a protein of 376 amino acids. The transcript is spliced from 6 exons.
UCCCUUAUAAAAUUUCCAAGUGCUCGCGUAUCAAGCGUCCUAAACUGCCAGUGUAUCAAAUAACUUCCCUUGAAUAGAACCCUCGGAUUCAUUUGGCGGGGAGAAAUGGAGUCGUUGUGGAAGGAGAAUAUGGUGGCGAGCCACGGCAUUGCAGCUGCUGCGUCGGUGACGUUUGGCGCUGCUCUCACCCAUCCUUUGGACAGUCUCAAAACCCUAAUCCAGGUUGGUGCAAGUUCUAAUCAACAAUUGACCACCACUCAAGUUUUGGGUAGAGUUGUAUCAAUAUCAGGGAGCGGAGGUUUUUAUAGUGGGUUUGGAUGGUCAGCAUUGGGUAGGAUUUCCGGGUUGGGAGCACGUUUUGGGAUCUAUGAACUUCUGACUGCAUUCUAUAAAGAUGGGCGAGAAGAGAAUUAUGUGUAUGUCUCCGAGGCUCUUUUGGCAGGAAUUGCAGGUGGUGCUGUGGAAGCUGUUCUAAGCACUCCAUUUGAACUUUUUAAACUUCGCGCCCAGGUGUCCUCUGCUUUUCGGUCCCCAACUUCUAACACUGUUGAGAUGAAGCACUGCAUUGCCCCAACAUUUUCAAAAUUACUACGUGGAUAUACUCCUGAUAAAAAGGCAUGGGACCUAACUGUUGGUCUUUUGGCAGCGCUGCCCACCAAAAAUUCCAACAUGGUCGGUGCUCUUAAAGAGUACCCAUGGAUGAUGACUGGAACUGGAAGACCACCCCUUGCAUAUGAAGUUCAAGGUCCUUUAAAUGUCAUUUCCUUGGAAGGAUGGCGUGCCUUGUGGAUGGGUCUUCGUUCGGGAAUAUUUCGGGAUUCCAUUUUUGGUGGCAUUUUCUUUUCCAGCUGGCAAUUCCUUCACAUAGCAAUGCUUGACUGGAAGGCAGUUGGGAUGGACCCACCACCCAGCUCUAUAGAAGAAAUUGGCCCAGUGUCCCUUUUAGCUGCUAGUCUUGCGGCUGGAUUUUCCAGUUCAGUAGCUGCUGCUGCUUCUCAUUGCUUUGACACUGCAAAAUGCCGAACGCAAUGUAUUGUUACUCCCAAGUAUAUGUCCAUGGAGAAGAAGCUUCUCAGAUGGAAAGUGCCAGGUUAUUGGCUCGAGAGAGUUUCAGGGAUCUCUCCCUUGGAUAGAAGUAUCCUAUUCCGUGGUAUUUGGCUGCGGAUGGCCCGCAGUGGGCUUGCAUCCUUUGCCAUCGUAGGGAGUUACUUCUUGGCAGUCGAUCAUCUCACCUGAAAUCUGAAGACAUAGUUCCCAUACGGAAGUGGUCUGCUAUUAGCAAUGGACCAAGGCAUUUUUUUGCAUGCGACAUCUUUUCAAUUUUGGUUGGACUGAAUGCAUAACAGCAUGAGGUCAAAGCUUUUAAAGCCUGGUAGUCAAACAUAAGAGCAUAACUCAUGGGUAGGGUUGUGUCUUUCCCCUAUCACUGUUCUUUGAUGAGAAUGCUAAGAUGAUUUAUACAAAUCAAGGAGAUGAUCUGCAUGCCAGUGGAGCACACGUGGGAAGAGAUCCAGACCGUUUGUCAGGCAAGAGCACUAACAUGCCUCUGCAAAAGAGAAAAAAAAAAGUUCAGGUAUUUACCCCCAUCAGGUGGGCCACACUUGUAUUUUGAGUGCAGGUUGUCUGUCACUAUUUUUCUAGCUGUCCUGAUUUUUGGGCCAGGACAGG